GGUGUCCUGCAGAGCUGCUUUUUCUCACGUUUGCAGCGGCGGAACUUCUCCGCCGGUCUAGCGCUGGGGUAGUAGCCCCGCAAGGACUGCCCGGGCAGCGGGUAGGGGAGGAGCGCAGAGAACAUCCCAGGGUGAUGUGAGCAGAGCCCAGGAAUGCCUUAUGUGGAUCGGCAGAACCGAAUCUGUGGGUUUUUGGAUAUCGAGGACAAUGAGAACAGUGGCAAGUUCCUUCGGAGAUACUUUAUCCUGGACACCCAGGCCAACCGCCUCCUCUGGUACAUGGACAAUCCCCAGAACCUGGCCUCGGGGGCAGGAGCGGUCGGAUCUCUGCAGCUGACUUACAUCUCGAAGGUGAGCAUAGCUACCCCAAAGCAGAAACCCAAAACUCCACUCUGCUUCGUUAUCAAUGCCCUGUCUCAGAGAUAUUUUCUUCAAGCUAAUGACCAGAAAGAUCUGGAAGACUGGGUGGAAGCCUUGAACCAAGCCAGCAAGAUCACUGUACCUAAGGCUGGGACCCUACCCUUGGCCACUGAAGUUCUCAGAAGCCUAACAGCUCCUCCCACCCUAGAGAAGAAGCCGCAGGUGGCCUACAAGACUGAGAUCAUUGGAGGCGUGGUGGUGCAAACGCCCAUCAGUCAGAACGGUGGGGAUGGGCAGGAAGGGAGUGAGCCAGGCUCUCACGCCUUCCUGCGGAGGUCUCAGAGCUACAUCCCCACCUCAGGCUGCCGUCCUUCCACCGGGCCGCCCCUCAUUAAGAGUGGCUACUGUGUGAAGCAAGGGAAUGUGCGGAAGAGUUGGAAACGGCGCUUCUUUGCCCUGGACGACUUUACCAUCUGCUACUUCAAGUGUGAGCAGGACAGAGAGCCUCUGCGCACCAUACUGCUCAAGGAUGUUCUUAAGACUCACGAAUGUCUCGUCAAGUCUGGCGAUCUCUUAAUGAGGGACAACCUGUUUGAAAUCAUAACCAACUCCAGGACAUUCUACGUGCAGGCGGACAGCCCUGAAGACAUGCACAGCUGGAUCCAGGAGAUUGGAGCAGCUGUCCAGGCCCUCAAGUGCCACCCCAGAGAGCCAUCCUUUUCUAGAUCCAUUUCUUUGACGCGGCCUGGAGGUUCCAGCCUCGCGAGCGGGCCUAACUCCAUCUUGAGGAGGAGGCCAGCGGCGGAGGAAAAAAGGGCUCUCUGUAAGGCCCCUUCAGUGGCCUCCGCCUGGCAGCCCUGGACACCGGUCCCCCAGGCUGGGGAAAAGCUGUCGUCGGCCGAGAGUGCUCCGGAGGACUCUUUAUUCAUGCCUCACCCUGGGGACGGGGUGCUGGCUGGUUCUCGAGUCAGGCACAGGUCGGAGCCCCAGCACCCCAAGGAGAAGCCCUUUGUAUUCAACCUUGACGACGAAAACAUACGGACCUCUGACGUGUGACAUCUGACGUGUGACGUGCAGUGCCGUGGGGUGCAGGAGAGACAGCGGCGCUGUGACUCAUUUUCUCGGCCGUGGCGGAGGACAGAGGCUAAUGGCACUCACCGUGGAGGGGCCCAUCCAGAUGGCUUUUGUUUUUGUGAUUAUCGACACAGUGUAUUUAAUGGGAGGAAGUCACUAGGUUAGACUCACAGGCAUACUCCAUUGCCUCUUGAAUGUCCCUCUCCCCCCAGGUUUCCUAGUGAGGGGUUAGUUUUAAUACUUCCUGUCUGGGGGGGGGGUAGUUGGAGUCUAGUUUCACCCCUAACCAAGUUCCCUUCCACCUUGUAUUUCUUUUAUCUUCUUGGUUUUGUGUCCAGUCUAUCUACAGGAUCUCAGGCUAAGAGCUGGUUUCAUCCACUCGUUUUUGUUUUUUUUUUUGUUUUUUGUUUUGGCUGAAGUGUGGGGAUCAGGCAAAUGGUUACCAUCAGGACUGAAAGGCAUCAGGUGCGGGAGACUCAGCUUACAGCUUGAUUGGGAUCCAUCUCAGAGGUGGCCUUAGAAUCUGGGGAGUGAAGGGUGAACUUGAGAAUGUCUUCCCAGGCAGUUCCCUCAGGACACCUCCCAGGGGAGGAGAGGGGGCCUCUUAUGAGUCAUGAGGGCUAAUUAAACUGCCAUAGCGUAACUCCCACUUGUGAGAAUUAUGCUGUCCUCUUGAUUCCCUGUGACCCCAAAUGCUCUAGAUUUGGGUGACAGAGCCACCAGUCUGUUUUCUAUGUCAGGCCCCGAGGAUAGGGUUAUUAGUGUUAAAAUAUUAGGACCGUGAAGACCAGAACAGACACUCCCCUUGAAACCAUGUUAUUUGAGUAUGUAUGAUGGUUAAGUGUGGAGUGAUAUCCCCCCCCCCCUCCGUGUGUGUAUACAAUCUCUAUCUCAGAGGCUUAAUGUAAAGCAGCUACUGAGAGGGGAUGGAUGGUUGUUAAUUUCAGGAAGCAUCUUUGGUUCAUGUUUUCCAGACAGGAGAAUGGUUCUGCUCUGGGAUAGAAUCUUGCAUCCCUGUCUCGGAGCUCUUUCGGAAUGAGUCGACAUUUGUCUAACGUUAAGCGCUUGUAUAUUGUGCACCCUGCUGAUGGACUUGCUUUUUAUACUUUAAGUUGCCUGUUAAAUGAAGCCAUGCAUACAGUGGGUGGAACCCCAGCAUCUGAUAAGAUCCUCUGUACUCGCCAAUGGAGAAACAGCAAAGAUGAACUUUUUUCAAUAGUUAUAUUUUUAUGGAAUAGAAACUGGGAAUGAAGAAACUGAACCAGUGGAUGAAUUGUUGGCUAGGAUUUGCUGGGUUCUAGAAGAAUUUGGAAGAUUGCAUUUCUACCCAAAAUUUAGGGUGUGGUUUUUCCAUUGGCCAAGAUACUAUUUCCAUUGCCUUUGGGGGCAUUUGUCUAUCAGCCUUCAGUGAACUGUGUUCCCAGAGACUUUGGGCUGUUUCCACAAGGAGAGAUGUGGCUCAUUCCUAUCUGUGUAACAUUUAUCACUGGAUAAGUUAGGUGUAUAUCUUAGUUAGGAAUUUGUAGCUCUAAGAAGAGACUAGGAGGCAUUUUUAUUUAAGCCAAUCUUUGUGUCCAUAGUUAAUGCAAAAGAAAAACAGGCAUAAAGUUUCGUAAGUGUGAAAGGAAGUGUUUUCUUUCUAAUGUGACUAGGACCCUGAAGCCAGUGCCACACUGAAGAUCCCUGAGCUCAGUGUGUGGGAGCUAUCCCCCACUUUAACUUUGGCCUUAUUUUAUUCCUGGUUUAAAAAAUGAAAACCACUGGAUUGCUGUCUCUUUUUCUGUUUUCCAUCUUUUCCCCUCCCCACUUUAUUAUUAUUUUUUAAAAAAACUUUUGUGUAUUUUGGUUUUCAUAAACUCUUGCUUUGGGGAUUAUUUAUUUAUGAGUGCUCAAGGUUACAACUUACUUCAAAAGCCAGUCCAAAUUCUUAAAGUCCUUUGUCUCUGGUUUCAACUUAAAAUCUUUCUCUAGAAAAUUCUUUGGCUGCUCAACAGAAUUGCUCAGUCUGAGAUGAGGAACUAAUGAAAAUAAGCUAGGAACUCCAGAACGGGUUUUGCACAUUCCCUGACUCAUGGAGAUGAUGUCAUCUCCUGGUGUUUAAAUUGCAAAAUCUGUCUGUCUUGCUCCUACAAACUGUUUGCUAGGUUAUUACUGCUGCAUUAACUGGUCAUUAUAGAAAGCUGAUAGGUUUCAUUAAGUAUUUUGAGACUGUUGUUAGAUUAAACCCAAUGCAGUUUACAUUAUGUAAAUAAAGGAAAAGUACAGAAUUUCAUUGACUCUAACUGGCCAACACGUGGGAAUUCCAAAUUAGAACAUUGUUAUAUAGUUUUGGUGUUGGGAAAAUAUGAUUACUUUUGUGAAACCCAGAAACAUUCAAUUCUCAAUUCUUAUUUCAGAAUUCUCUUUCUGUCUGGAUUUCUGACCAGUUUUAUACUAAUCUCCCUCACCCCUCUCCACUUUUGAAUUUGUUUUUGCUGGAGUCUUGCUAUGUAGUCCAAGCUGGCUUUGAACUGGUAAUCCUUCUGACUCCAACCCACCUCUGAGUGCUUGGAUUACAAGCAUGUACCACCAUAUCCAGCCUAUCACAGUAUUUUAAUGUGAGCCAAAGAUAGUGCAUACACUUUUAGUUUUCAGUGUAUAAACUAGAACACUGUGGGGGGAACAAGGUGUGAUACAAUGUGGGUUUGUAGUUAAGCAAAUGUUGUGGAUAAAUCAGAAAGGAUUUCUGAAUUAUAAAAGGUACUACUUUUUAGGGGGAGGGGGAACAAAAGCAGUCUUGUGGGUUGGGUCCCUCUACAAGGCUUCUGAGGAAGUGUUCUCGGCACCUGAAACCUCGAGAGGUUUGAUGGACCUGCUUACCAAGGUCAGGUGAUGGCAAAAAUUCUGUGUUUUUCUCAUUCUGUGAACCCUGAUGAGGAUAUGGAACCACAGCCAGAGAAGGGACCUCAGGACAAGGCAGUGGAAUGACACCCCUACCCCCAAGUAGAAUGCUGAGCUCCUGGGGAAGAUUUAAAGUCCAGCAUCUUAGUUUACUGGAAGAAAACUGGUUUUGUUUCCUCCUUUUUAGAACAUAAAUGUGUUUUCUUUGGGACUAAAAUGACUCUAAAUAACAGAUCAGUUGGUGAGCGGCGAAUUUGAUGUUUUCAGUGUUAACCAAAUAAACAGUCAUCUGGUAGCCAAUGGCAGCAUUUUGGAAAUUGAGGUUCCUAUGUCACCUCUUCAACUUUGAAAAAAAUUUUUUUUCUUUCCUCUAAAAUCUGUUUUCCUCACUCUCCCGUUUUCUCUGUGUGUUAUUGCCUGCCGGAGUCAAUGACAGUCACCCAUACUAGGUAGGCUCCUAAUAAAGUAAAUGUUUGGCGAAAACACACAGCGUGACCCCCUUGCUCCUCUGUUUAUGAAGGUGUGGCACGUCCCGUUUGAGCCAGUGUGAAACACACCUCCGAAAGCACUGAGCUGAGUGCAUGGAAACUCCAGCUUCGUAGGUUGUCUGAUUUCCUAAUUGGUAUGUAGCAAAACGUAAUUUUCUAAAACGGUUCGGUUGCUUGUUUUUGUAAUAAUAAAAAAAAACAUGUGAAAUAUGAAA
Molecule: messenger RNA, 5017 nt
Organism: Peromyscus maniculatus bairdii (prairie deer mouse)
Lineage: Eukaryota; Metazoa; Chordata; Mammalia; Rodentia; Cricetidae
Gene: Plekha2
Product: pleckstrin homology domain containing A2
Source: RefSeq, a predicted model, not a curated record